Molecule: messenger RNA, 4451 nt
Organism: Dinoponera quadriceps
Lineage: Eukaryota; Metazoa; Arthropoda; Insecta; Hymenoptera; Formicidae
Product: zinc finger CCCH domain-containing protein 13-like
Exons: 11
Coding region: 443-4411 (1322 amino acids)
Cellular component (GO): RNA N6-methyladenosine methyltransferase complex
Molecular function (GO): metal ion binding
Source: RefSeq, a predicted model, not a curated record
ACUUGUGUUUUUAGAUGGAAAGCAAACUUUUGCAAAACACAGAUAGAAAUUGUGAAUUUGUCCAUUAUUGUUGAAGGUCAAGUUACAGAACUGAAAUUGAGGGUUAGCACCUUUACUCAGCCUUAUUAUUCACCGAUUAGCUUAAUCGGAUUUUAAUGAAAGUCACUUGGAAAUAUUAUUCACUAGGCUCGACUGAAAACCUAUCGAGACUUUACUGUAACGCGUGCGCGGAAAGCGUGCCAUCUAGCGACACAGUGUCCGAGUAACACCGUACUGAGCGAAUAUAUCCGAACAGUGUCGUUCCGCGGAAGAGAUGGUUCUUAUUUCCGCGAGUAGCCGCCAAGUCCGCGUCGCAUGACGAUUCCGCACGGGACGAAUGAACGUUUGCAUGCUGCAGUUAUGCGCUUCCAUUGUGAAAACAUAAGUGUUUUAUGGUGAUAAUAUGUCAAAACCAAACAUAAGGAAGAUAACGGCUGACCCUACGAAAUGUAAUACAGACUCUCGACGGCCGAGUGUGUUUGAGAGGUUGGGCACGAAACCAGCGACCGCCACCGCAGCCACAGCCCCUCAGAAUACAUCGGAUUAUUGUAGAAACUGGGCGCUCAACGGCAGUUGUUCGUACGGAAAGAGUUGCAAAUACGCAAACACACACACACUAAUAAGCCCAUCCAAACGUGCUAAGAAGGAUAAUGCAAUCGCAAGUACAGCUGGGCUUAUUGAGGAUCCUUUCAAACGGCUCACAUCGAAGAUCGUGAAGAAGGCGUCGCACAGCCCGGACUUAAAUAUAGAAGAGUGGAAUCAGACAGAUCUCGAAUACGAGGACGAAAAAGUAUUGGAGAGACGGCGACAACUGUUACAACGGGAAUUGGAGCUACAAAUGAAGAAGGACAAGGAGGUACAUGGCAAAGAAAAAGUGAGGCAAAAGAAGAAAGCAAUGAGCACCUCCUCCAGUUCACGCACCUCUAGUACAUCCAGCAGUAGCAGCAGCUCCAGCAGCGAAGACUCGUCCUCCACUUCGACGUCGGAUUCGCGAAAGAAAGUCAAGAAAAUCAAAACCAAGCGACAUCAUAGCGUCUCCACCGAUUACGACGAGGAUAAGGAGAGAAAAAGAAAGUUGAAGCUGAAGAGAUUGGGCGCGAAGAACGAGAAAACCGUGAGCAAGAAGAAGCGCAAGCUCGAGAGCGGUUCCGCGAAGAAGGACCCCGCCGCGCGGUCGAUCAAGAAGUAUGGCUCGUCUUCCUCCGUGUCCAGGAAGCAUUCCGCCUCGCUGCGCGCCAGGUCGCCCGCGAUGCAGCAAGGCUCCGUCGCGUCCACGACGACCGUGGUGUUGGGCUCGUCGGUGUCGGUGGCGCACCACACGUCAUCCUCGUCGUCCAACAAGAACCGGGAGAGGAACCGUAGUGAGUCGCCCAAGACGUUGAAGAACGCCCGGGAGAUGGACAAGGAGGAUGGCAGCAGGCACUACAAGAAGAUGCGCGACGAGUGCCUGUCCAAGGACGAGUGCCUGUCCAAGGACACGACGGCCAAGUGCAAGUCGACCUUCGACAAAGUGGCGAAGGAGCAGCAGGAGAAGAGCCGCACGAUCGAUGAGAAGCAGCAGCUCAAGUCGGACGACGGUCGGCUGAGGUCCAAGUGCAAGGAUAACGUCCGCUCGCGCACCCCGCCGCCGUCCAACAAGCACGCGAAGGAGAGCGCGUCGAAGAGCCGGCGCAGCCGCACGCCGGACAAGUCCUCGCGACCGAGAGGACGCGACCUCACCCCGGCGAAGAACCCCGAGAAGCAGGCCGGCGGCUCGUCGUCGGCUCGCGCGAGGGACGCGGAGAAGAAAGAUUCGCACAACAAGCGGGACAAGAGCAAGGAACGGGAGGAGUCGCGGAAGAGCGAGCAGCCGAACGCCGGCAAGCAGCAGGCGAAGCAGGCGGCGCCGAGCGACGACGGCUACCGCAGGAACGCGAGCAAGGACUUGGACGAGAAGACGCAGAAGAGCCGCGAACGUCGCGAGAAGGAGACCAGGGAGGAGCCACGCGGCGGCCACUCGACGAGGCUGGCUCGCGACAAGGACGAGUCGCAGGAGCGCUGUCGGGAGCGGCAGCGAGACCGCGACCGGGAGCGGGAUCGCGAAAGGGAUCGGGAGAGGGAUCGCGAGCGGGAGCGCGACCGAGAGCGCGACCGAGACCGGGAGAAGUCUAUGAAGUCGCGGGAGAGGGACGUGCCGGUCAUGUCGUCCACGUUGAGCUUGUCGGCGGACAAGAACUCGCGCUACGGCAGGAGCGUGAAGGACCGGCCGCUGAGCAAGGACGUGCCGCGCGAGCGCAGGAGCGAACGGGAGCGCUCGGAGACGAAGGCUCUCGCCGAACGAGAGAGGAGCUCGACGCAGCGUCUCGACGGCAGGUACGAACGGGGAGGGGUCGUGGAGAAGGACGCUCCGGGGCGCAAGUCGAGCGUGAACUCGCCGAGGGAUCGUUUCCCGCGGGAGUCGUCCCUGGACCGGGCGUCUCUGCACGACAAAGGCGCGGCAUCGUCGAGCGGUGUCCAAUCGACGGCUACGGUGCCGCCGGCUUCGUCGGCCGCGACAACCGGCGCGUCGUCCCGGGAUCAUCUGCUGGACAUGGUGGACGGCGGUCACUACGACAGCAGGCACCGGCGGUUCGGCGUGAGAUAUGAGCGCGGCCACGCGUCCGAACGGAAGGAUCGGAUCGAGCGUGUGCCGAGCAAGAUCGACCGGGUAGUGGAUCGUCGGGACGCCGGCAGUCCGCGGCGCGCCGUAGACGUGGAGCGAGGCUUCAACCGGAACUACGUAGGUAGGAUGUCGGAGCACUGGGACGAGCAGGAGGAGCCGUCGUCCGCCCACGUGGAGUACCGGGAUCACAUUCAUGAGGAGGACAGGAGGAAGACCGUGGACGGCAGGCGGUACGAGAGCCCCUUCGAGGAGAGGCGCGUCGCCCGCGACGAGAGGGCCCGUGAAUCCAGGUACGUCAUCCAGACCACGGAGCGAGCGACCUUCGACGACCACCGUCAUCAUCACCAUCAUCAUCGGCAUCCUCUCUACGCCGGCGACAAACUGAGAAGCGCCGGCACCGGCGUCAGAGACGAAGGCGUCUCCAACGACGACUGGGAAGCUCACCAUCGUGACGUGGAGCACGGUCGGGAGCGGGGUUACCCGACGACGGUAGAAUGGGACGAGAGGGAAUGGCGUACGAGAGCGUUGUGGGAAGGUAGGGACAGUCUUCCCCGCUCGGAGAUACACGAUGACGAGUGGAAUUCCCGAUACGAAGGUGCCAUCGCCGAUUGGAAAUCCAACGAUACACGAAAGUGGGAUAAUCAGAAUGUACAUGUGCGAUCGCAUUACAGAAACGAGCGGUCGAAAGACUUGGAACUCGGGGAGACCACGCAACAUGGUAAAAGGCGAUCGUACAAUCCUCCCGAAACAAGAGAGGAGCCAGCCAUUCACCCCUCCGCCAAGCAGGCCGCGAUCUAUGGCAGCAUGAAGGAGGAACCCAUCAACAAGAAGUUGAUGGAACUUGCCGAGGGUAAGCUGAGCACGACCAGAGAAAAAUCCACGGACAGUUUCCCGAAGAAGAACUCGCAGAAGGAGAAGCCCGAGAUGAAGGAACCCGUAGUGACGGAACCCAAGCGCGCCAUCGCCGACGAGUCCCUGCAAACUCUUCACACCGAGAGCGACCUGAGCGACAUCAGUGACGAUCCCGAUGAUAUAUUAGACAUGGAGGAAGACAGCGCGGAUGUAGAGGCUGGUAAAACCAGGACGAGCAAAAAAGCGCCAGACGCUGCGCACGUGCAGUCGACCGCGCAGGAGCUAGCUCAGCUGUCGCCGAAAGAAUCCGUGGAGGAAGCCAUUUUCAGCGCGAAAUCCAAGGAUAACGCUGAUACGGUGUCAUUGAGGAAUAUGGAGGACGACAAUAUGGAGACGAUGGACUUCGAGGAGAUUUCCGACGGCGAGUUAGAGGAAGACAUCAAGACGAGCGGCAAAGGUUUGGGCGACGCUUUGGGCGUCGACUGGGAGAGUCUCGUGAAAGAGACGCAAGCGAGGAGAACGGUUGCGUCCACUCAGGAUUCCGCGGAAAAUCGCUGGCAAUGCAAAGCUAUUUUCUACCGGAUCGGUGUGUCGAAGAAGUACGCGGGCGAGGAUUUCGUAAAGAAGCUUCUGAAGAAAUACGAGAAGAACGAUCACAGAGAGUGUCUGCUUGAUAAUAUCGCGCUGAUGCACACGGCAUUCGCGCGGAAUCGGCUGCUGCAAGAUUUAGGCAACGGCGCGAUGCAUUCUGUGGACGAUUCAUUGUACAGAAACAACACCGCGGGUUACGACGAGGACGUGGAUUACGAUUGGGAAACAUUGAAGCCGAGUAACACUUUGUACGAGGAGGCGAAGUGUUUAUUACAGCAAGUUGUAUAAAGAAAUAACAGAAUUUAAAUAUAUUAUAACAUCGUCGUGA